UUUUUUUAUAUCUUUAAAUCGCUUUAUUCCUAUUGGAUGUUCGUGACUCAUCAUUAACUAACUUUUAAAAUUUUGUAUUGGACUAUCCAUAGAGUUGAAGGAAUAUUAAGUGGUGCUUAAUUUAACCUUCUCUAUCUGUACAAAAUGCCAGAAAAAAAAAGACUGGUACCAAUUACUAAAUACGGCAUGUGUUAAGAAAAAAAAUAAGAGGCUUUUGGCAUAAACUUUUUUUUUAAUUUCAUAUGUAAAUAUGACAGAAACAACAGACGCACAAAAGCUUAUCAAUGCUGUAGAAGCAGAGAAAAAUUAUCGAUGCUAUGCUCAUCUUCGAGCUAUUGUAGAUAGAAAAAGAGCUGGUGUUAUCAUAGGCAAAAAAGGUCUUUGUAUUCAGUAUCUAAAGACUCACUAUAAUGUAUCUGUCAACUUAAGUCGAGUGGCUUUGGACCAAGACUUGGGAAGAUUAGUGCAUAUUCAUGGACCACACAAGCAUGUUACAGACGCCUGGAAAUUUCGCCUGAAGCGUGAAGAAAAUAAGGAUGAUGAAGCAACGGUAAGGAUAACAAACAUGCUACACACAAUAUGAAAGUCAAUUGGUAUCCAUUUCAUUCUACCAGACGCGUUUAUUCAAUAUCUGCAAUACCGUGAACAAGACUCAUUUAUGUCUAUUGUGAGAGAAACAAACACAGAAAUCAUUAUCAAGAGUGACUUCUUGCCAAGAUCCACUGAACACCUUGUAUACAUCUCUAUUCCUACGCUAGACCAGAUACAUGAUUUUCAUAAGAUAAUUUAUUUAUUGACCAAGUAUUUAGAAAAACAUACUGGAAUUGCCUUGUCUUUUCCAGGUAAUUCGUUUUAUUUACAAGAAGAGGACGAUUCUCCAAUACUAGAAGAAAUCAUCACGAAUUUAAAACAAAGUGACACUAUCUUACAUAAAUAAUAAUAAUAAUAAUAAUAAAAGAA
This is a messenger RNA of Gilbertella persicaria, 960 nucleotides long. RefSeq lists its product as uncharacterized. Bases 251 to 583 code for a protein of 110 amino acids. The transcript has a single exon. NCBI's taxonomy places the organism in Eukaryota, Fungi, Mucoromycota, Mucoromycetes, Mucorales, Choanephoraceae. The record is from RefSeq and is a predicted model, not a curated record. Gene Ontology annotation, molecular function: RNA binding.